AUGAAGCGCAAAAUAUUAUUGUUGUGUGUGAUACUUGUGGAGACAUAUGGCUAUCCUUACGAGAAGGAGCUUCAUCAGCAUGUGUUUGCAAACUAUAGCAGCGACGUGUUUCCAUGUGAUGCCGUUGGUCAACCGGUCAAUGUCUCGAUACAAGCUGAGAUGAACUACAUCAUUGGGAUAGAUGAAAUACACGAGAUCCUCACCUCUGAUCUUCAGUUAACGCUGACAUGGACUGAUGACAGUUUGAAGUGGGAGGAGAAUAGGUUUGGUGGUAUCAAAGACAUUAUUGUUCCCGUGAAGAGGAUGUGGCUCCCCGAUGUUGCCAUACAGAAUGCUUUGAGUGAGAGACGUCGCCUUCAGAAAGAGGAUCAGCGUGUGGCGAUAACAUCCAAUGGGACCGUGUCGUGGAUAGCAGAUUAUGUCGGACAGUCUUUGUGCCCCCUGGUUAUGACCAAGUACCCAUUUGAUACCCAGAAUUGUACCCUUUACAUUGAAGCAAUGUCGCAUGGUAAAGACAAGGUACAGUUCGUUCAGAUAACUGCCCUAAAUGGUUCUGGGAUUUUCCCAAAUGGCCAAUGGAAGUUCGUGUCAUCUUCAUGCAGUCUGACCCAGGAAACGAGCGGAGACAGUGUUGCUUUGGUUAAUCUGAUCAUUCAACGUAGACGAGACUACUACCUGCUUACCAUUGUCCUCCCCACCGUUGUGACCUCCCUCCUCAACCCCUUCGUGUUCCUGUUGCCGGCUGAGAGUGGGGAGAAGAUGGGGCUGUCCACGACGCUGCUGCUCUUCUACUCCGUCAUGCUGACCCACAUCUUCAGCAACAUCCCCUCCAACUCCCUCACCAUGCCUGUGAUUGGUUUUUUUCUGGGAGGGCAGCUUCUGUUAUCUGCUCUGUCCCUCGGCUGUACGGUUGUCCUUCUGCACGUGAAAUAUGAAGCGACCCCUACAAGAAACAGCGGAAGUACGGAGGCUCGAAGAGAAACAGACAGUCAGGAUGUUAACAAAGAAAUACCUUGGGAGGAGGAAAGAAGAGCCUUCUUUAGACGGGUCGACCGAUUAUUAUUUUGGUCGUUUGCGAUAUCAGGGCUGAUCCUGUUCAUCGCAAUCUUCAUUUAUAUUCUUACCUAA
Messenger RNA from Haliotis rufescens (red abalone), 1128 nucleotides. Its product is annotated as neuronal acetylcholine receptor subunit alpha-3-like. Gene Ontology annotation, cellular component: membrane. Lineage: Eukaryota; Metazoa; Mollusca; Gastropoda; Lepetellida; Haliotidae. The coding region runs from base 1 to 1128 and encodes 375 amino acids. The record is from RefSeq and is a predicted model, not a curated record. The transcript has a single exon. Gene Ontology annotation, molecular function: transmembrane signaling receptor activity; extracellular ligand-gated monoatomic ion channel activity. Gene Ontology annotation, biological process: monoatomic ion transmembrane transport.